This is a messenger RNA of Myripristis murdjan (pinecone soldierfish), 777 nucleotides long. RefSeq names its product PTB domain-containing engulfment adapter protein 1. NCBI's taxonomy places the organism in Eukaryota, Metazoa, Chordata, Actinopteri, Holocentriformes, Holocentridae. The record is from RefSeq and is a predicted model, not a curated record. The transcript is spliced from 8 exons. The coding region runs from base 94 to 621 and encodes 175 amino acids.
CAGACCUUACACCCGUCCGUCUGUAAUGUAAAAGCCUCAGAGUGCUGAUAGUCAACUUAAAAGGGUUUGGAUUGACACGACCCCGGCCUGAAGAUGAGUGACAUUGCUGAGGAAGACAAAGAGAUCUCCUUCGCAGUGAAGUUUCUUGGGCGAGUGGAGGUGGUUCGCUCGGAGGGAGUGCAGAUCCUGGAGGAAGCACUUCAAAGCCUAGAGACACCAAACAUGGACUCCACAGAUAAGGCACAGAAGAAAAGCAAGGUCUACCUUUUCCUGUCCAUGAAUGGGAUAGACAUCUUGGAGAACAAAACCAAGUAUAUGCUGUACUCCUGCCCUCUCUCCAUGGUUUCCUUCUGUGCCGUCCUGCCCUCCUCACCCAAAGUCUUUGGCUUCGUGGCGAAACACCCGGCAGCCGACAUGUACCACUGCUAUCUGUUCCAGAGCAAGGCAUUUUCUCAUGUGCUGGUCUCAAUCAUCGGAGAAGUUUUCCGAGCAUCCAAAAAAGAGGAGAGCAUCAGAAGAGGAGGGAGAGAUCUGAUCGUGGAGGCCCUCAGACAUAAGAAUAAAGUGCUGCAGAGAGAGAAUGCGGAGUUGACGAGGAGGCUGGCUCAACAGGCAAAAUGAGAAAUGGUAACAAUAUUCAUUCCAUCCAUCUCAUGGUUUUCAUUUCAUUGUCUUCAAAAAAACCUACAAGCAGCAUGGUGGAACAAAGAGGGGUGGACAUGUAUGGAAGGAGGAUGAAAGUGGAAGCUUACCAUUAUGGAAAUAAACUAAGCCUCA